Saimiri boliviensis boliviensis (Bolivian squirrel monkey) is the source of this 5092-nucleotide messenger RNA. It is a transcript of the gene ATP8B2, whose product is annotated as ATPase phospholipid transporting 8B2. NCBI's taxonomy places the organism in Eukaryota, Metazoa, Chordata, Mammalia, Primates, Cebidae. Gene Ontology annotation, molecular function: ATP hydrolysis activity; magnesium ion binding; ATP binding. Gene Ontology annotation, biological process: Golgi organization; phospholipid translocation. The record is from RefSeq and is a predicted model, not a curated record. Gene Ontology annotation, cellular component: plasma membrane; trans-Golgi network.
CAGUGAGCUGUGAUUAUGCCACUGCACUACAGCUGGGGUGACAGGGACGCUAGCUCAAAAAGCAAAUGAGCAAACAACCACCACAAAGCGCUUUGCCAUUGUGACGUGGUGGUGUUCCGCAGAGGCCCGGGGCCCUCUCCCUCUGGAGUCAGCACCUCAGCCCUGCCCCGUGUUCAGAAUCAGGGAUGUAGAGCCCCAAGCCCCGAGUGGACGGAGCACGCUCCGCCUGUGUGCGACAGUGAGGAGUGGGCUUCAGGUCACCUCCACGGCCCCUCCCCGGGGCGGCCCCUCUUUGAGGUGGCAUCUGUGUAGCUGUGGCAUGCACAACACCCUCAUGAUUUCUCUCUCUUUUCUCUCUCUGCCUUUCCUCUGGCACUUCCUCUUGUUUUUCUCUGCAUGGUUUCUGUAUUAUUAGUCCCGAGGUAAGAACUGGCUGAGUGCCUUGUCUACAGCCCUUUUUCCGCCUUUGCCGUCUGUCCUGCCCGCCCAGGCCCUUUGCACCUUCUUGUCUGGAGAGCGUCAGGAGGGUCGGGUCGGGGCGCGCCUCUGCUGGCCGUGUGCGGCCGGCUCCACCUUCAGGCUGUCCUUGCCCUUCCCCACCCAGGUUCCUGUGCCCAGGUGUCUUCUCCGGUCUCGUCUCUCCCUAGGUGGAGGGCCUGCAGCGAAGGCCCGUGUGGGUGGGGCGCCCCUCCCCUUCUCGACCCAAGCUUCGCCUUCUGUCCCCUGUGCAGUGUGGAGGUCAUCCGUCUGGGCCACAGCUACUUCAUCAAUUGGGAUAAGAAGAUGUUCUGCAUGAAGAAGCGGACGCCUGCAGAAGCCCGCACCACCACGCUGAACGAGGAGCUGGGCCAGGUGGAGUACAUCUUCUCCGACAAGACGGGCACCCUCACCCAGAACAUCAUGGUCUUCAACAAGUGCUCCAUCUAUGGCCGCAGCUACGGUGAUGUGUUUGAUGUCCUGGGACACAAAGCUGAACUGGGAGAGAAGCCAGAACCUGUCGACUUCUCCUUCAAUCCUCUGGCUGACAAGAAGUUCUUAUUUUGGGACCCCAGCCUCCUGGAGGCUGUCAAGAUCGGGGACCCCCACACGCAUGAGUUCUUCCGCCUCCUUUCCCUGUGUCAUACUGUCAUGUCGGAAGAAAAGAAUGAAGGAGAGCUGUACUACAAAGCUCAGUCCCCAGAUGAGGGGGCCCUGGUCACUGCAGCCAGGAACUUUGGUUUUGUAUUCCGCUCUCGCACCCCCAAAACGAUCACCGUCCAUGAGAUGGGCACAGCCAUCACCUACCAGCUGCUGGCCAUCCUGGACUUCAACAACAUCCGCAAGCGGAUGUCAGUCAUCGUGCGGAAUCCAGAGGGGAAGAUCCGUCUCUACUGCAAGGGGGCCGACACGAUCCUGCUCGACAGACUGCACCACUCCACACAGGAGCUGCUCAACACCACCAUGGACCACCUUAAUGAGUACGCAGGGGAAGGGCUGAGGACCCUGGUGCUGGCCUACAGGGACCUGGAUGAAGAGUACUAUGAGGAGUGGGCUGAGCGACGCCUCCAGGCCAGCCUGGCCCAGGACAGCCGGGAGGACAGGCUGGCUAGCGUCUACGAGGAGGUGGAGAACAACAUGAUGCUCCUGGGUGCAACGGCCAUUGAGGACAAGCUUCAGCAAGGGGUUCCGGAGACUAUUGCCCUCCUGACGCUGGCCAACAUCAAGAUUUGGGUGCUAACCGGAGACAAGCAAGAGACGGCUGUGAACAUCGGCUAUUCCUGCAAGAUGCUGACAGAUGACAUGACCGAGGUGUUCAUAGUCACUGGCCAUACUGUCCUGGAGGUGCGGGAGGAGCUCAGGAAAGCCCGGGAGAAGAUGAUGGACUCAUCCCGCUCCGUAGGCAACGGCUUCACCUACCAGGAGACGCUUUCUUCUUCCAAGCUAACUUCUGUCCUGGAGGCCGUUGCUGGGGAGUACGCCCUAGUCAUCAAUGGUCACAGCCUGGCCCACGCGCUGGAGGCGGACAUGGAGCUGGAGUUUCUGGAGACAGCGUGUGCCUGCAAAGCUGUCAUCUGCUGCCGCGUGACCCCCUUGCAGAAGGCACAGGUGGUGGAACUGGUCAAGAAGUACAAGAAGGCUGUGACGCUUGCCAUUGGAGAUGGAGCCAAUGAUGUCAGCAUGAUCAAAACAGCUCACAUUGGUGUGGGCAUCAGUGGGCAGGAGGGGAUCCAGGCUGUCCUGGCCUCCGAUUACUCCUUCUCCCAGUUCAAGUUCCUGCAGCGCCUCCUGCUGGUGCAUGGGCGCUGGUCCUACCUGAGAAUGUGCAAGUUUCUUUGCUAUUUCUUCUACAAAAAUUUUGCUUUCACCAUGGUCCACUUCUGGUUUGGCUUCUUCUGCGGCUUCUCAGCCCAGACUGUCUAUGACCAGUAUUUCAUCACCCUGUAUAACAUCGUGUACACGUCCCUGCCAGUCCUGGCUAUGGGAGUCUUUGAUCAGGAUGUCCCUGAGCAGCGGAGCAUGGAGUACCCUAAGCUGUAUGAGCCGGGCCAGCUGAACCUUCUCUUCAACAAGCGGGAGUUCUUCAUCUGCAUCGCCCAGGGCAUCUACACCUCCGUGCUCAUGUUCUUCAUUCCCUACGGGGUGUUUGCCGAGGCCACCCGGGAUGAUGGCACCCAGCUGGCUGACUACCAGUCCUUUGCAGUCACUGUGGCCACAUCACUGGUCAUCGUGGUUAGUGUGCAGAUUGGGCUGGACACAGGCUACUGGACGGCCAUCAACCACUUCUUCAUCUGGGGCAGCCUUGCUGUUUACUUUGCCAUCCUCUUUGCCAUGCACAGCAAUGGGCUCUUCGACAUGUUUCCCAACCAGUUCCGGUUUGUGGGGAAUGCCCAGAACACCUUGGCCCAGCCCACGGUGUGGCUGACCAUCGUGCUCACCACUGUCGUCUGCAUUAUGCCUGUGGUUGCCUUUCGAUUCCUCAGGCUCAACCUGAAGCCAGAUCUCUCCGACACGGUCCGCUACACCCAGCUGGUGAGGAAGAAGCAGAAGGCCCAGCAUCGCUGCAUGCGGCGGGUUGGCCGAACAGGCUCCCGGCGCUCCGGCUACGCCUUCUCCCACCAGGAGGGCUUUGGGGAGCUCAUCAUGUCCGGCAAGAACAUGCGGCUGAGCUCCCUCGCGCUCUCCAGCUUCACCACCCGCUCCAGCUCCAGCUGGAUUGAGAGCCUGCGCAGGAAGAAGAGUGACAGUGCCAGUAGCCCCAGUGGCAGUGCCGACAAGCCCCUCAAGGGCUGAAGGCCGAGGAUGGAUGCCCUGUGCCAGUGACCAGAGCACCCAGGGCUGGCCAGUCACUGAGGGAACAGCGUCUCCGAACUGCUGGUCCUCACUCCUUGCCUCCCGUCCUCCCUGGUAGACUCUGUCCUGCUGGUCCCGCCACGCGUGGCUGGGGCAUCCAUCCCCAGCUGCAGGCCCUUCCACCAGCUGGGGAGCUAGAGGGAGCAGGCCCAAGGGCAGAGCAGAGGCCGAGGCACGGGGAGCCAGCUCUGGUUGGGGACCAGAUGUGGAACCAAAAACGAGAAAAAACUGUGAGAGAUUGCGUCUGCCCCUGCCCUGCCUGGGACCCACAGGGAGACUAUAAUCUCCUUAUUUUUUUACUCCUACUCCCCAGAGGGGCCCUAGCGCCCCUGUUCCUGACUUACACAAGAAUGUACCAUGCCGGGAAGCCAGAGACCUGCGGGGGCCUCGGUCCCUCACGUCGUGUUUGUCUCUCCUUGAUUUGUGUUGUGUCCAGUUUGGUUUUGUCUUUUUUUAUUUGGCAGGUGGAGGAGGCCUUUAUGUGACUUUGAUGUGGUUGGUGUCUUAGCUCUCCUGGGAAGAGGAGGCGGGCACACACUGGGAUGCUGCAGCCUGCCGGGCUGUGGGGUGGUUCGGGAGGAUCCGUGAUGGCUCUCUCUGCAGUGGCCAGUGCUCUGUGGGACAGAGGAGCUGACCAGGAAGGGAGGUGCCCGUCAGCAGAGGGUGGUGGGAAGGGCAAAGGAGGGUUUGGUCCUGUCUCCUUCCUCACCUUGAGAGUAUAGUGCUGCCCGGUGCCCCCAACACACAUGUAUCAGUUCCUGGGUUCCUUAGUCCUGCUGGCCUUGGGCUGGAGCCUGGGAAAGUGGCCCCCAAAUCCUUAGUGAGCUAAACCUGGGUCUGAAAUUUGGUCGGUGGGGAGGGGUAGUUUUCUUUAAUAUUAAAUCUAAACCCAAGUUUAUUGGCAGAUGCCCUUUUAACCUCCCUUUGACUCCCCAUCUGGCGCUUUCUUGCACCUAAACCCCAGGGCCCUGCACCUGAGAUGAGGCUGGAAGGGGAACUGGCCUUUCUUCUCCUUUCUCCCAGAAGCAAGGAGCCCCGCCCCUCAGGCCCAGCAUCUGGCAAGAGGUGGUGGAGUCCUCGUACUGGGUGGUAGAGGAGGGGAAGGGCACAGCCAGGCCCAGGCCAACACCUGGCUUGGUCUGGAUGGGACACAGUCAAGAGUCCGGCCACAGCCUGUCCUUUACAUCGUCCACACCUAUGAAGCUAUUCCCUAAAUAAGGCGUUUCCCAAGGUAGUCGCUGCCUAAUCAGCCCUGAGAAGAAUCCUUUCCUCUUUUUUUUGGUAGUGGGUCAGGGGAUACUUCAGGAAUGGUGUGGAGCUGGGAGUGGGUCGAGGGAUUUUAAAUGUUCCAUGUGGGAGCCCCAAAGGAACUGGAGGGGCUGCAGUGAGGGGAUGGGUGGGCGGGGAGUGCGAGAGGGGUCUUGGCAGGGAAAUCCCUUUUGGCCGCACAGUUUACAAACCCAGUAUCAUGUCUGUCUGUGUGUCUCUCAAGGUGAGAGUCUGAUUUUUAUACCAAAGAGGAAAUGAUUUUUUUUCAUAUUUUGUUUGUCUAUAUUAUAUAAAUAUAUAUAUAUACAGUUAUAUAUAUAUAUAUAUUAUUUUUUGGUUCUCUCUCGUUUUUUAGGGAGGGAAGAAAGUACCAAGUUGCAUUGAGCUGUAAUUAAGGAACGUUAUAAUUUAUGACACAUUUCUAUACUUGCAAAAAUUAUAUCAUUUUAUGGAUAUAAGAGAAAAUGCCUUUUUAUAAAAUUUCAAUUUCUGA